CUGAAAACAAGAUGAUUUUCCUGCACGGUCUGGCUUUAGCCGUAUAUGAAUUUCAGAGAUACCUCAAAUACCGCGAUGACCAGAGACAAGAGAUGCAGAAGCGGGAGGAAGAUCAGCAAGCUGCUGAGACGUACGCCGCCGCUGCUGUCGAGAAGGCCGAGGCUGCUACUGCUGCAGCAGAUGCUGGAUAUGCUGCCUGGAAAGAGGCCAUGAUUUUUGCAGCUCUGGAAGCCGAGAGAGUGUCGGCAUAUUCCUCGAAGAACGCUGGGUCCCCUGAAACGUUGGAGGUGAAGAGAUUAGAGGCGGAGGCAUUGGAGAAGGCUCACAAUUAUGCAGCGCUGGAGGAGAAGAGAGCAGCUGCAGCUCUUGCCUUGGAGAGGGUCCAGUCUGCUGCAGCUGGUACUGACUUCUCCAGUGGUGAAAACGCUGCAGCUGCUGUUGCAGCUCCCAAGGCCGACAUCGUUCGAGCCAAACAGGACAAACCCAAGAAGAAGGGCAUCUUCGGAGGCAUGAAGACUGGCUUCAUGCUGUAA
Molecule: messenger RNA, 533 nt
Organism: Haliotis rubra (blacklip abalone)
Lineage: Eukaryota; Metazoa; Mollusca; Gastropoda; Lepetellida; Haliotidae
Exons: 3
Coding region: 12-533 (173 amino acids)
Source: RefSeq, a predicted model, not a curated record